AUGGACAACCUGUCUGACUCAUUUAAGGGGGAUAUAGAUUCUAUUACCUCAACAGAUUCUUUACAGUUAAUUACUGAUGAAUUUCGUAUUAGGCAUUUAUCAACACCUGAUGUUUCUAAUACAGAAUUAUCAAAACGAGUUGCAUUGUUGGAAUUAGAAAAUGAACGACUUAGAGUGGAUAUGGAAAAUUUACAUAUAGAACUUAAUGCUAGAAUUGCAGCAAAUGAAUGUCUUAAAGGAAAAAUUACAGAGUUAUAUGUAGAAAUGCAAGUAGUGCUUCAGGAAAAGCAAAAAUUACAGAAUAUUCUAACUGAUACAAAUAAUCGUUUAGAAUCAGCUGAAACAUCUGCAAGAUGGUAUCAAUCUCAAAUGCAUGGCUUGCAGGCAAGCAAAAAAACUUUACAAUUAGAGAUUAACACUUAUCAAGGAAUAUUGCAGCAAAGGCAACAAGCUAUAGUAAACAUAAAUGCAAGGUAUAAGCAAUUAAACGUAGAUUACACUGAGCUUCUUAAAAAACAUCAAAAAGAAAAACAAGAUUUGGAAUAUGAAGUGCGGAGCUUCAAGAUACAAAAUCAUUCAAAUAAUAUCAAGGAAACUAUAGAUAACAAUGCAUUGUGUACUCCUCCAGAUAUAUCUACAAAGUUAGAGUUGACAGAGGAUGAACUACGAGAUACAAAAGCAGUAUUAAAGACUGUAGAAAAACGUCUUUUAGGUAAUGAAGUAUCUAAAAUGUUGAUGGAAAAUGCUUUGAGUAAACAGCGUAUAUUAAUUACAACUAUGAAAGAAAAUAUACAAAAAUGUGAAACCGAUAAAAAUCAAACUGCUGACACAUUACGUAAGACUGAAUUUGAAAUUCAAAAGUUGAAAUCUGAAAAUGAUGCAUUGCAGACUACUCUACUUUCUUCCAAACAGGAACAAAGUCAGAUAGAAGAUGCAAUCUUCCAGGUACGAUUCCAAUUAACAAAAAUGAUUACACAGUAUAAGCUUCUAAAAUCGAAAAAUGUAGAUGCAGAAGUAAAAUUGAAUUCAAUGCAAGAUGUAAUAGAAGAAAAUAAGCGCUUAAAAGCAUUAUCAUAUGAAGCCAAUAGUGCGCUUAUUAGGAAACUUCGUCAGGAAAAACGUAAAGUUAAAAGUUUGGAAAAUAAAUUAUAUGGUGUAGAAAUAAAUGAACAAUUAGAUAAUAUGAAAACUAAAACAGAACUUUCUUUACACGAGUGUCUAAAACAGGUUCUACUGAGAAAUAAAGAUUUAAAAGACCAAUUGAAGGCAUUGACAAAAACUUCAGAAGAAAGUAUUGACGAAGGAUAUGGUGAUAGUAGCAUAGUUAGUUCUAUUUUUCUAGACAUUCCAUCCCCAAGUUCCAUUAAUCCAGUAUUAUUAAAUACAGCUUCUAGUGUUCUCUUAAAAAGUAAAGAUUUUUGUAAACCUUUGCAGACAGAACUUAAUUAUUUACAAUUGAAACUAAACAAACUAAGAGAGCACUGCAUUGCAUAG
This is a messenger RNA of Dufourea novaeangliae, 1494 nucleotides long. RefSeq names its product spindle pole body component 110-like. The transcript is spliced from 3 exons. NCBI's taxonomy places the organism in Eukaryota, Metazoa, Arthropoda, Insecta, Hymenoptera, Halictidae. Bases 1 to 1494 code for a protein of 497 amino acids. The record is from RefSeq and is a predicted model, not a curated record.